AUGUCCGCCACCAGCGCCAGCGUCACCCGCAACACCCCCAAGUCUUCCAAGAGCAGCUCCAAGCGCCGUAACACCAGUAGCCAGGCCAACUCCCGCAGCGCGUCGUCCGCCGGCGCCGAGAACGACCAGGUCCCUCGCCCGAACACCCGCCGCGAGAGCAUCAUGCUCAUGGACCAGCAAGUCAUCCCGAACGCCUCCACUCUGUCCCUCGGGCACCCGCCACGGAACACGAACGGAUCUCCGAACAACCACUCCUCGCCGCACCUCCCGCCCGUCCCCGCGCCGGACCGCGCCGCGUACGACGAGCGGCUCACCACGUCGAUCUGGGCGCUCGCGACGCAGAACGCGCAGCCGGUGCUGGAUCUGCUGGUGUGUUUGGAGCGGAAUCAGCCGAUUGGGUUCCGGUAUGUGGAUAUCAACAAGCCUGUGGUGAUUCACCAUGGGAGCAAGGACUCACGGGUGCCGGUGGAGAAUGUGCGGUGGUUGGGGCGGACGAUGAGGAGGUGUGAGGUGAGGAUUUUGGAGGGAGAGGCGCAUGGGUUGAUGGGGAGUGCGGGGGUGAUGAGUCGGGUGUUGACGGAGAUGGCGGGGGAGUGGGAGGAUUGGACUCGGCUGGUGAGGGAGGGGGGGAUUGGUGAGGGGGUGUAA
Messenger RNA from Eremomyces bilateralis CBS 781.70, 648 nucleotides. RefSeq lists its product as uncharacterized. Lineage: Eukaryota; Fungi; Ascomycota; Dothideomycetes; Eremomycetales; Eremomycetaceae. The record is from RefSeq and is a predicted model, not a curated record. The transcript has a single exon. The coding region runs from base 1 to 648 and encodes 215 amino acids.